Molecule: messenger RNA, 1364 nt
Organism: Pseudoliparis swirei
Lineage: Eukaryota; Metazoa; Chordata; Actinopteri; Perciformes; Liparidae
Product: small integral membrane protein 32-like
Exons: 2
Coding region: 419-760 (113 amino acids)
Source: RefSeq, a predicted model, not a curated record
UAGCCUCUCGCAGUUGGUGCUCAACCACGCGCGUGGCAGGACUGUUUGGAUAUAUACGCCAAGCAGUGGAACUGGUGAUUGUGCUCUUUCAACAGGACCCUGAUCCGCGCCGGCAUGUGGUUUGAUUAGCUGUGAUUAAUGUGAGGGGAGACGCUCUGUGCACUCAGCGACACAUGAUCUGAAGCUGAACACCUACCGCUCCUUCACGGCGCUGGAGUGGAACGAGACGGGAUUUUGUUUUUUCCAACUCACCUGCGGAACUCUUCGCAGCGCAAACCAAAGAAUUGCUACUGAUUCUUCUUGGUCGGUGCAGCAGAGGACAAACACAGACCGAACAGACGCGGGGUCAGUAGCCUAUCACCUGCUUGUCUUUUCAUCCUCUAGUCGACCGACGCAGCCGGUGAGCACGCGGGGCGCCAUGCUGAGGCAGCUCCUCCUCAACUCCACCGACACCCCAGACUUCGACCUGGUGCUCAUGGCCCAGUCCUCCACGCACGCCCCCUCCUCCCUGAACGCCUCACACGGCGGGUCGGUGAGCGUCGGCGCUCUUCUGAGACCCACCACGGGGCGAGGGGGGGGAGGGCUCCGGGAUGGCGAGCUCCACAAACCGGACCUGACCACCUACAUAGUCAUGUGCCUUCUGCUCUUCCUGUUGGUGCUGCUCAUUGUGUUCUUCAUCAACUGCCAGCUCCGGAACUCUUUCUUCGCGUCCAUGCCAUAUGAUAGGUCACUGAGAGAGGCCCGGACCUCCUACAAGUAAGACCCCCACCAGGACACAUCUCUGUGACUGCAUGGGUCUGUAGUGAGACUCCUGUGGGGGUUUAAGGACUGACUGGUCACCCCUGCUGCUGCACGUAUACUGGACUCAUACAGUUGCUGCCUUUUAUAAUUUGACUUGGACACAUCGGAAGGCUUAAAUAAAUCUAAACUAUUAUUGUCAGGGCCUUGUUAGAGUAAAUGUUGCCCAUAUGUUCCACUUCAAGGCCCACAGCACUAUGCCAAAAGGAUAGCUCUUCGGACCAUGGGGAGAUGCAGGUGGAAAAAUAGCAGUAUAACUCAGUCAAAUUAGGGACUCAUAUAGCCUGAAGAUUAAUAAAUAAAAUGUGAAUCAAUCCAUCAUCCCCUUCAACCAACUCCUGGUCCCGUAUUGCACUUUAUAAAUACAUGAUGUACUCCUUUAUACUCCCAAGCUUGUGUUGAUUCAUCUGCUUACACAUGUGACGUAUAGCGCCUGCAAUUGGGGUCCAAAGUCAUAAUAUCUCUCACCGGCCCAAAUAAGAUUUAUCUUUUUUUUCUGAUGGAAACGUGACGUACGGUAACAGUAAGGGGAUGAAGUUGGUUGUAAAUAAAAUAUUUUGUAUGAC